Alexandromys fortis (reed vole) is the source of this 1468-nucleotide messenger RNA. It is a transcript of the gene Dohh, whose product is annotated as deoxyhypusine hydroxylase. The record is from RefSeq and is a predicted model, not a curated record. Bases 182 to 1090 code for a protein of 302 amino acids. Gene Ontology annotation, molecular function: deoxyhypusine monooxygenase activity. Gene Ontology annotation, biological process: peptidyl-hypusine biosynthetic process. Lineage: Eukaryota; Metazoa; Chordata; Mammalia; Rodentia; Cricetidae. The transcript is spliced from 5 exons.
GGCCUGGUCACGUGGUCGCCGAGAUGGCGGCGCCUAAGCUACGCUGCGCUCGCCGCAGCUGCUGACCAGCGCUCCCCUUGUCCGUGGCGCCGUCACCGCGGCCUGCGUCGACGCGGCCUGCGUGUGCGGAGUCAGCGUCGAGUCCCCGUGGCCGAGAGCACGGUUGCCGGAGGCCGUCGCCAUGGUGACGGAGCAGGAGGUGGAGGCAAUAGGGAAGACUCUGGUGGACCCCAAGGAGCCUCUGCAGGCCCGCUUCCGGGCCCUGUUCACGCUGCGGGGGCUCGGGGGCCCACACGCUAUUGCCUGGAUCAGCCAGGCCUUCGAGGACAGCUCUGCCCUGCUGAAGCACGAGCUGGCCUACUGCCUGGGCCAGAUGCAGGACUCGCGCGCCAUCCCAGUGCUGGUGGACGUGCUGCGCGACACGAGCCAGGAGCCCAUGGUGCGACACGAGGCGGGGGAAGCUCUGGGGGCAAUCGGUAACCCGGAAGUUCUAGACCUCCUCAAGCAGUAUUCUACGGACCCAGUGGUUGAGGUGGCUGAGACGUGCCAGCUGGCUGUCGGGCGUUUGGAGUGGUUGCAGCAGCACCCUGGGGAGGCUGGGAGCGCAGGACCCUACCUCUCCGUGGACCCAGCACCCCCUGCAGCCGAGCAGGACGUGGGACGGCUGCGGGAGGCCCUGCUGGACGAGGCGCUGCCACUGUUUGAGCGGUACCGUGCCAUGUUUGCCCUGCGCAACGUGGGUGGCGAGGAGGCGGCUUUGGCCCUGGCUGAAGGUCUGCGCUGUGGCAGCGCCCUCUUCCGCCAUGAGGUGGGCUACGUGCUGGGCCAGCUGCAGCAUGAGGCGGCCGUGGGCGAGCUGGCGGCCACCCUGGCGCGGACCAACGAGAGCGCCAUGGUGCGACACGAAUGCGCAGAGGCCCUGGGUGCUAUCGCCAGGCCCGCCUGCCUAGCCGCACUGCGGGAGCACAUCACCGACGCCGAGCGUGUGGUGCGGGAAAGCUGCGAGGUAGCGCUGGACAUGUACGAGCACGAGUGCGGCCUGGACUUCCAGUACGCCAACGGGCUAGAGCGCCUGCGGCCGCCGCCCUGACCUAGCAGCACCGGGCACUGCCUAGGACUACCCUGGACUCUGCCGUCGCAGUGGGCAGGGUUCUGCGGGCCGUGCCCUGCGUGUGGGACUCUUCCAGCGGCGCCCACUAUCCAGACUUGGGGGCCAGUCAUCUGUGCCGCCUUGAUUCCCAUCCUCCACAGCUGCCUCUGGAUGCUGGUGCACAGUGCUCCCUCCUGGAGCUGUCUGUCUAUAAUUUUAUUCCUCCAGACUGGCGCACUGCAGUGUGGGAACUUCCGGAUACCAGGGAAUGGUCAGGUUUGAGAUGCCGGGAAAGGUUGUGGGGUCUCAGGUCGGCGAAUACUUCCGACUUCGCGGGGUUAGGGGCAGUGCAUGUCUGGGCCAUCAAGGGGCACAAGC